Molecule: messenger RNA, 2091 nt
Organism: Linnemannia hyalina
Lineage: Eukaryota; Fungi; Mortierellomycota; Mortierellomycetes; Mortierellales; Mortierellaceae
Source: the annotation of a GenBank genome assembly
AUGGACGACAACGCACCGCCCGCAGAGGUGGAAGAGCUGUACUCGUCCUGGGCACUCCUCAUCCUCACCGUCCUGCUGAUCGGAGCCAUGUGGACAUCCUACUACCUCCAAGUCCGCAAGAUCACUGCCAUCCACGAGACCGUCAUCUCCAUCAUGACCGGCAUGCUCGUUGGCUUCAUAAUUCGUAUGGCUCCCGGGAGGAUGGUCCAGGACAUGGUGACGUUCAAGCAUACCUAUUUUUUCAACCUGCUGUUGCCGCCCAUCAUUCUGAACUCUGGGUAUGAGAUGAAGCAGGCGAGGUUCUUUCGGAACCUGGGCAGUAUUCUGACGUUUGCGUUUGUGGGGACUUUUAUCUCUGCGCUCGUUGUUGGAAUCCUGGUGUACUUGCUAUCGCUGACAGGAUUAGAAUCGUUGCAAUUGAGCUUUCUGGACUCGAUGAUCUUUGGAUCAGUCCUGUCGGCCACAGAUCCAGUGACGAUCCUUGCUAUCUUUAACCAGCUCAAGGUCGACCCCAAGUUGUACUCGGUCAUCUUUGGAGAGAGUAUCCUAAACGACGCCGUCUCCAUCGUCAUGUUUGAGACGCUAAAGAAGUACAGGGGACAAGAAUUUCAUCUAGGAAACGUGUUGCACGGAGUGUCGACUUUCUUUUUUGUGUUCUGUGUCUCAUUAGCCAUCGGAUGCAUUAUCGGACUGAUUGCGGCAUUGGCACUCAAGAGGACCAACAUCCAUCUCUACCCUGGACUCGAGUCAUGUCUCAUCGCCCUCAUGGCAUAUGCCUCCUACUUUUUCUCCAACAGUAUUCAUCUCUCUGGAAUUGUAUCAUUGCUGUUCUGCGGUAUUACUCUGAAGCACUAUGCAUACGAGAGCAUGUCGAGUCGGUCCAAGAGGACGACAAAGUCUUUGUUCCAGGUUCUUGCGCAGCUGUCAGAGAACUUUAUCUUUAUCUACCUUGGGCUGACCCUCUUCACCGAGACAGAUCUGGACUACAAGCCGCUCUUCAUCAUGUUUACCUUUAUCUUCAUUUGCAUCUCGAGAUAUUCGGCCGUGUUCCCCUUGUCGUCUUUAAUCAACAUGGUCUCGGUCUAUGUCCUCAAGCGAUCCGACACCCUUUCUCGUCCUCAUCAGGUCAUGUUAUUCUGGGCAGGACUUCGUGGAGCGGUCGCCUUUGCGUUGGCCGCAGGAUUAGAUGGUGUGAAUGAGGCGGCUGCGUUAAAGACGACUAUCCUGGUUGUUGUUGUGCUAUCCGUCAUUAUCUUUGGAGGCACCACAGCCAGGAUGUUGGCGAUCUUGGGAGUCAAGAUUGGAUGUGUCGACUCUGAGGGGGAGAGCGAUGAGGAGGACGGAUACGAGGACUAUGACCGCGAGCGGGAGAUCUAUUUGUCUGAGGACAUCCACGGACGCGGAACGGAGAACCAGGCACUUUACCUCCAACCAUCGUACUCCAACUCAGAGCUGUCGCUCCAGUCGAGACCAUCGGAUGAUGACUAUGUCGGUGGAUCUGCAGGAUCAGGAGACUCAGGCGGUUCAGGCGGAUCGGGAUCGUCGAAUGGGUCAGCAGGGGGAAGAUACCGCGACAACACCAUUCUGCCACUUCCUGUUGCGUCCGCCAACCACCCAGACGACACGCAUUGGUUCUUAUCUUUCGACGAUCGGUACCUCAAGCCCAUCUUUUCGCGGUCGAGACAAUGGAACAGGAGCAGACGUCGCUUCUCAGGACCCACUUUGCAACAACAUCGGAGCCGGACGCGUCUUACAGUGGGGAGCCAUCGUGGGCCAUCUUCAGGAGUGACGACGGCAACAAGUCAGUUUGGAGGACGGCAUUCUAGAUUCGCGUCUCCGAAUGGAGGAGGAGGAGGAGGCGGCGGAGGCGGAGGAACAUUAGGAAGUUACUUGUCGAGGGAGGGCAGCAAUAGUAACCUGGCUGCGUAUAUCAACAACGGCAGCGGUAGUAGAAAGUCAUCGGGAGAGAUGGGGUCGAUGACUUUGGGUGAUGAGAUGGGCAUGAGCCAUGUCCGGCGGGAACUCGAUCGUCGGGCCAUGUCAACUUCGACAAGUGGUCUUCAAAACUCUUCCGGGAUUCAUGAGAUCUAA